This is a messenger RNA of Heterostelium album PN500, 1281 nucleotides long. RefSeq names its product tRNA guanine-N1--methyltransferase (gene trmt5). The transcript has 3 exons. Lineage: Eukaryota; Evosea; Eumycetozoa; Acytosteliales; Acytosteliaceae. Gene Ontology annotation, biological process: tRNA N1-guanine methylation; mitochondrial tRNA methylation. The coding region runs from base 1 to 1281 and encodes 426 amino acids. Gene Ontology annotation, cellular component: cytoplasm; mitochondrial matrix. The record is from RefSeq and is a predicted model, not a curated record.
AUGAGUUCAUUGUUGUUGAACAAAGAAAUAUUUUCAAAAUCAAUAAGUAUCGUUGGUUUGAAAGUUAAUAAAACACUACUAAAGACAUUGGCACAGGAGUUCAAAGGUUAUUUAUUGAUUCGAGAUAGAGUUAAGCAUAUAGUAGAUGAUUCCGAUUCAAAAGAUAAGAAAUUAGUACUCUUAUCUGAAUCUAUUGAAAAUGGUAAUGUAGGAGCAUAUGGAGUUAAUAAACAAUUACCAGAUAAUUUACAAUCAUUCUUGAAAACUCAUAGUAUAGAGGUUGUUAAACAUCAAGUGCAAUUGAAUUACAAUAACUUUAGCUAUGAGGAGGUAAUGAAAGAGUUGAUACCAACUGGACUACCAAUACCACAUGCAUUCGAAAAGAUCGGUCACAUUGCACAUCUCAAUCUGAAGGAAGAGCUAUUGCCAUACAAGAACAUGAUUGGUCAAGUCAUUCUCGAUAAGAAAGGUCCUCAAAUCAGAACGGUUCUAAACAAAGUUGGCAAGAUAGAUACUGUAUUCAGAACAUUUAAUUUCGAAUUAUUGGCUGGUGAUAAUGAUUUAUUAGCACAAGUAGUUUAUUGGAAUAGUAGAUUACAAUUUGAACAUUCGAAUCUUAUCCAAACAUUUAAGAGUCAUGAUAUAGUGGUCGAUAUGUUUGCAGGUGUCGGACCUUUUGCAGUUCCCGCUUCGAAGCUGGUGAAAUGCAAGGUCUAUGCCAAUGACUUGAAUCCAAACUCUGUCAAGUACAUGCGAGAGAAUGCAACGAGAAACAAAGCAUCGACAAUCGAAAUCAGUAAUUUGGACGCAAGAGAUUUCGUUCGCGAAUUGGUCAGUAGAGAUCCACCCGUUGCAUUCACACAGGCCAUCAUGAAUCUGCCGUCGACAUCGAUCGAGUUCUUGGAUGUCUUUAGAGAGAUAUUCUUGAAUCCAGAGAAAGCACCACCCAUUCCAGCGCCAACCAUACAUUGCUAUACUUUUACACCGGUGUCAGAGACAGCUGGUGGCGACCUCAAAGAGUUGACCAUUAAAAAUGUUGAAGCUAUCAUCAAACAUCCAUUGCCUGCAGAUACCACUGUGUAUGAAGUUCGAGACGUAUCACCAAAUAAAAGAAUGAUGAGAAUUUCAUUUAAAAUGCCAACUCUAAAAAAACGAAAAGACACCGAGAAUAAUGAUGAUCAAGAAAAUAACAAUAAUAGCAGCAAUAACAAUAACAAUAACAAAAUAGAUUACAAUGAAGCGGUGUCAAGUGGUGGUGAAGGAAAGAAAAUUAAACACUAA